AUGAAAGUGUUUCUUACAGCUGCGUUGAUCAUCGCUGCUGCGGCUGCAGCUUCUGCCAAGUCAAUGGGCAAUCCAGACAGCCUAUCCGGUCCGUCAAAGACGGGUGUUGUUCCGUUGUUUGAGUCGAUGGGCAGCAACAAGGAUGCAUCGUUGAGCUCCAUCACUGGGUUACCCGACCUGGGUAAAGAGGGGUCCGCAACUGAGAAAGAAGAGGAGGAAGAGGAAGAAGAGGUGGAAGGCGGUUCUGGAUUACCAAGUGGAGGCGGGGGUGGUGGUGAUCUAAGUGGGCUCGGGGGUGGUGAUCCAAGUGUACCCGAGGGUGGUGAACCAGCUGGAAGCGGACUAGGUGGACUUGGCGGACUUGGACUUGGCGGCGAAACAAGUGAGAUGGAGGGCAGCAAGCCAAGUGAACUCGAGGGAGGUGAUCCAAGUGAACUCGAGGGUGGUGAUCCAGCUGGAAGCGGACUAGGUGGACUUGGCGGACUUGGACUUGGCGGCGAAACAAGUGAGAUGGAGGGCAGCAAGCCAAGUGAACUCGAGGGAGGUGAUCCAAGUGAACUCGAGGGUGGUGAUCCAGCUGGAAGCGGACUAGGUGGACUUGGCGGACUUGGACUUGGCGGCGAAACAAGUGAGAUGGAGGGCAGCAAGCCAAGUGAACUCGAGGGAGGUGAUCCAAGUGAACUCGAGGGUGGUGAUCCAGCUGGAAGCGGACUAGGUGGACUUGGCGGAAAAGGACUUGGCGGCGGACUAAGUGAGAUGGAGGGCAGCAAGCCAAGUGAACUCGAGGGUGGAGAUCCAAGUGAACUCGAGGGUGGUGAUCCAAGUGAACUCGAGGGUGGUGAAUCAGCUGGAAGCGGACUAGGUGGACUUGGCGGACUUGGACUUGGCGGCGGACCAAGUGAGAUGGAGGGCAGCAAGCCAAGUGAACUCGAGGGAGGUGAUCCAAGUGAACUCGAGGGUGGUGAUCCAGCUGGAAGCGGACUAGGUGGACUUGGCGGGAAAGGACUUGGCGGCGGACUAAGUGAGAUGGAGGGCAGCAAGCCGAGUGAAUAUGAGGGUGGUGGACCGGACGAAGGACUUGGUCUGGAGCCCACCCCGACGCCAGACUUGGGCGGCUUGGGAGGAGGCUUGGGAGGAGGUUUGAAAGACGACUUGGGAGGCAUGACUUCGGGGCCACCAACGUCAGAGGAGGAAGGCGGCGAGGACUUUAAGCCUCCGACUCAUUCCGCGUGCCGCCGUCGUCUCCGUGCUUAG
Molecule: messenger RNA, 1254 nt
Organism: Hyaloperonospora brassicae
Lineage: Eukaryota; Oomycota; Peronosporomycetes; Peronosporales; Peronosporaceae
Source: the annotation of a GenBank genome assembly